AUGAAGCAAAUCUGGAUCGAACUCGUCUUCGUAUGUUUUCUGAUUAACUUUGUUGCUUCCAAAAGCCCUAAAACGGCUUCAAACUUAUGGCAAGGGAAGUCGGUGACGAUCAUGACAUUCAACACAUGGCAAUCUGGCGCCAAUGUUGACGACGGCAUCAACAAGAUUGCAAAACACAUUUUGCAAAACGACCCGGAUAUUGUGGGUGUGCAGGUGAGGCGAGUCGAGUGUGACUAUUGAAUUAUCAGGAGAUUGGCAGCCGAGAAAAGAUCCAGGAAAUGGCAGAUGCGUUGAGCAGGAGUAGCGGUCGCGUUUGGUGGUAUGUCCAUGUGGAAAAUAGUGAUAGGGGAUUGCUCACAAAACACCAGGUAUAUGGGCUAAUUGAACAAUAAAAAUUGCCGUUGCGUCCCGACUUUUCGGGUCUAUGUAAUAUUCAUAUAUAUGACAGUUUGUGUCAACACAAAAUCGAUCGAUACGGGGCAUAGGGCAGGUGGAUACCCAGAAAAAAGGUUGCAGGAGCAGGAAGUGCCUACGAGGCCUGGCAAAGCCGUUGGAUGGUCGGCAAACGCUCGGCGGGGCUCGGCGGAGGCUCGGCGGACGCUCGGCGAGGGCUUGCAAUAUGUCCACAUUUUCUAAUUUCAGCUAAUACUAACGUUAGUUUUAUUUACUCUUAGUUAUUGUAAAUAACAUAUAAAAGACCAAAAUUUGGUGCAAAAAAUGAAGAUACAUAACUUUUAUCUAGAUAUUAUUGAUGUGAGUACAUGUAAAAUACCUCAAAAAUAGGUGAUAAGCUACCCUAGGACCCGAUCAAUCUUAUUUAUUAUGUCCACUAACUAUACAGUGCGCGCCAAAAUGAUAGAGCCACUCAGUUUUUUUGGAUUUAUUCUUUUAUGGUUAGGUGGGCCAAGCCGGCAUAACGCAUAUAUGCAAUAUCAUGAUAGACCUGCACUACGGCCACCAUAACUUAGGUCUAGCCUGGCGCCAAUCCAAAAAAAAAAUCAAAAAUUCGGACCUUCCCCCUCGGUCGACGCGUCAAAUGAUAGAGCCACCGGAUUUUUCUCCUCGGUGGUGGUAGGCGGGGAUCUAUUGGUACUGUAGUCUGUUAAUAUUACUACUGCUAUUCACUGCUGAUGUGAAACGGUUACUGUAACUACCGGUCAUACGGUAGCUUUUGGCAAAUUUAGAAAAUCUUCCAAAUUUUGGGUAAAAUUGACCGGAAAUAAAUUUUUUGACGGUUGUAUCCGGGUGGGAAUACCUUCAAAACAUAUUAGAAGGCCUAUAUUUUCUAACAGUAAUCAAUUUCCGUUAAAAUCACAUCGACCAUAAACUAAGAAUUAUAUUAUAGUACUUUAGCAGAUGGACAGAUUCUAUAAUAAUGUCAUUUAUGCCAAUGAGGGAACAUGGAGGUAAAAACAAACUUCCUGCUAGACUGCAACACACGAUAUAGAAUAUUUCCGUUUAACCUGGAAAGGCUGUAAAGUCUCGUACACCCUAGGAAUAAUGCCACAAGAGAAGCAAUUUUGGUUCUCUAGAUGACUACACCAAAGUUUCUCUGUAGUUGUUUAUCAUUACGUUAUUAUUGAGUUAAUCAUGCUGCGUUACGCACAAAAAGAUCCGCACUCGUCGUUUCAAAACCCGAAGCCAUCAUAUUCUGACGGUAGUCAUGUCACCAAAAUAUCGUUUUUUCGGGUAUAACUUUGGUAAACUUCAUAAUACCGUUAGCAAUUUGAAUAAAGGAAUUAUUGAAUUCGGUCCUGUUAUAGUAAUCUAUGGUCCUUUUGCAAUUGUACCACAAGUUCUGGGGCCGCUUCUCAGACUCAUACAUAAGCAAUAGACAUUAUUAUAGAAUCUGUCCAUCUACUAAAGUAAUAUAAUAUCAUUCUUUGUUUAUGGUCGAUGUGAUUUCAACGGAAAUUAAUUACUGUUAGAAAAUAUAGGCCUUCUAAUAUUUCUUGAAGGUAUUUCCAUCCGGAUACAACCGUCGAAAAAUUUAUUUCCGGUCAAUUUUACCCAAAAUUUGGAAGAUUUUCUAAAUUUGCCAAAAGCUACCGUAUGACCGGUAGUUACAGUAACCGUUUCACAUCAGCAGUGAAUAGCAGUACUAAUAUUAACAGACUACAGUACCAAUAGAUCCCCGCCUACCACCACCGAGGAGAAAAAUCCGGUGGCUCUAUCAUUUUGACGCGUCGACCGAGGGGGAAGGUCCGAAUUUUUGAUUUUUUUUUUGGAUUGGCGCCAGGCUAGACCUAAGUUAUGGUGGCCGUAGUGCAGGUCUAUCAUGUUAUUGCAUAUAUGCGUUAUGCCGGCUUGGCCCACCUAACCAUAAAAGAAUAAAUCCAAAAAAACUGAGUGGCUCUAUCAUUUUGGCGCCCACUGUAUAGGCCUUCCCCUAGCCUCGCCCAUGCAUAAAAUGACAAACCGAGGCGAUCCAUAGUAUCGUUGACCCAAACUGUCGCUGACCCGAACAGUCGUAGCGCCGAAAAAUUGUAGAUAAACGGGGACUCGAUCGUCCGUACCGGCUCAGCAGUUGGUGCCCAAAUUCUUUUCGACGACGGCAGAAAAGCCACAUUGUACUCUUUACACCUGGAUUACAAAUCGUACGGCCCUUACUUGACGUUGUUUCGAACGUUCAACAAUUUCACGUUCUUAGACGAGAUUGAGCGGAAUAUAACCGGUAAGACGCUAACAUACUGACAAGGGAGGACUUCCAAUUUCAGCGCUCAGAUUUUCUUCGAAAUUGCGAGGGGAGGGGUACGCGAAACGAGGAGGGCUCAGGAAGGAAAAUAGUUUUUGGCCAUAUUUUUGCCAGUUUGGCAUGGAAAAAAGUUAAUUUUUUUGGCGAAGAUAGGCCGGUGAAGACAUACAAAUUUUCAUGCCAAAAUUCACACAAAAAUCUGUCAUUUGUCCCCACUAUCUAAAAAUCUCGGUGCUAAGAGUGUCGUGUAUGUCCUACAAAAGAAUAAUCUAAAUUUGCGCCAAGUUGAACCAAAAUCUGAGCGUUGCACUUGGCAUAAUUCCCUUCUAAACGCAAAUUGCAGGUCGCAGCGUGGGAAUACAGGAACUUCUGGCUAGCGAGGGCUUCCAAGCCGCCUUGGCAAACGCAGAAACGGAGCCGCUCUUUGUUGUCGGCGAUUUUAACACGCCUUCCCAUCUCGAUUACACAAAGGAGGCGUUGUAAGUUGUUUCAUUAUUUUCUAGACAAGAUCAAAGUUAAUUUUUUUGUACAAAAUUAUGUUCAGCCAUUUUGAUGACUUCUCUUCAAUUUUCAGGCCUUCCCGCGGCUUCACUUUUGAAUGGCCGGCCACUCAGAUCCUUCAAAACUCGACCGGCCUUGUCGACUCGUUCCGCGAGGUGCAUCCGGAUCCGGUUAAACACCCCGGCAACACCUGGUCCACGGUGUGGAAAACGAUCGCAGAUUACGAAGGUUUUCAAUAUGUCAUCCCAGAACCACAAGACCGAAUCGACUUGAUUUUCUACAAAAGCAGCUUGCUGAAGACCGUGUCAAGUGAGCCGUACGCCGGCGAUUUCGUGCCGAAACCACAGGACGUUUGGCAUAAUGAUUGGCCGUCUGACCACUACGCUCUUGUCUCGACUUUUAAAGGUGUUUGA
This is a messenger RNA of Bursaphelenchus xylophilus (pine wood nematode), 3609 nucleotides long. Lineage: Eukaryota; Metazoa; Nematoda; Chromadorea; Rhabditida; Aphelenchoididae. The record is from the annotation of a GenBank genome assembly.